AGGCUGGAGUUCCAUCUUCCCCAGUCUAAGGAUUAAUGGGGGGGUUGUCGAUUUGGGUAUCUUGUUAUCGGUACUGGAUUUAGAAUAAGGCUUUUCGGAAGCAGGGGUUGGGUAAAGAAGGGGGAGUGAUCAACUGUGAAUAGUGGAAACCCGAAAUAGAUCGGGUAAUAAACCUCGAGGGAAAAAGCACCAAGUGAACCGGGGGGCAAACCUCGGCAGGCAGGGUCUACGAGGAGGGACGUUUUGAGAAAAAGGAGAUCCGAGCCGGGUUUGGCGGAGUGGAUUGAACCCGGGGGGUACGGGAACCGCAACACAAACCGAGCGGAAAAAACCCGCGAGCUUCCUCCGCUCGCUCGCGCGCGCAGCCGCCCGCCCGCCUGCACGCAGCGCACUCGCGAGAUCGGAGCUGUUUUCUCUCUCUCUUGCCUUUCAUCUGCUAAAGAGCGAAAAAGGAAUAGCGCGAGAGCGGGGGGCGACUCAUUAACACCAAUCCGGGCGUUUAGCGCGCAUGCUAGCGGCCUGAACGAGCUGCGGACGUGCCUCCCCCGGCCUCCCGUCCUGGAAAGGUGCGCGGCGAGAGCAGCCGGGCCCGCCGAGCCGAGCCGAGGGAUUCCCUGGUCGGCCUGCAGUCAUGGGCAACGCGCCCACCGCCAAGAAGGGCAGCGAGAUGGAGAGCGUGAAGGAGUUUCUCGCGAAAGCCAAAGAAGAUUUCCUUAAGAAAUGGGAGAAUCCAGCACAGAAUACAGCUUCUCUGGACCAGUUUGAGAGGAUAAAGACGCUGGGCACAGGCUCCUUUGGACGGGUCAUGCUGGUGAAACACAAGGAGACGGGUCAGCACUAUGCCAUGAAGAUCCUUGACAAACAAAAGGUGGUAAAGCUGAAGCAGAUUGAACACACACUGAAUGAAAAGCGCAUCCUGCAGGCUGUCAGCUUCCCGUUCCUUGUGCGUCUGGAACACUCCUUCAAGGACAACACUAAUCUGUACAUGGUGAUGGAGUAUGUGCCAGGUGGUGAGAUGUUCUCACACCUGAGGAGAAUUGGCAGGUUCAGCGAGCCGCACGCCCGCUUCUAUGCCGCCCAGAUCGUUCUUACAUUUGAGUACCUGCACUCACUUGACCUCAUCUACAGAGACCUGAAGCCUGAGAACCUGCUUAUCGACCAGCAAGGCUACAUACAGGUAACAGAUUUUGGGUUUGCCAAACGAGUGAAGGGCAGGACUUGGACACUCUGUGGAACUCCAGAGUACCUGGCUCCUGAAAUCAUCCUCAGCAAGGGUUACAACAAAGCGGUGGACUGGUGGGCUCUAGGGGUGUUGAUUUAUGAGAUGGCUGCAGGUUAUCCCCCGUUCUUUGCUGAUCAGCCCAUUCAGAUCUACGAGAAGAUUGUCUCGGGGAAGGUACGGUUCCCAUCUCACUUCAGCUCAGACCUGAAGGACCUUUUGAGGAACCUACUCCAGGUGGACCUAACCAAGCGCUUCGGGAACUUAAAAAAUGGCGUUAAUGACAUUAAGGGUCACAAGUGGUUUGCCACCACCGACUGGAUUGCCAUCUACCAAAGGAAGGUGGAGGCACCUUUUAUACCCAAAUGCAAAGGUCCAGGCGACACCAGCAACUUUGACGACUAUGAUGAGGAGGAAAUCCGAGUGUCUUUCACCGAGAAGUGUGCAAAGGAAUUUGCCGAAUUCUAGAAUCCACUCAAGAGUAUCUGAGAGAGAAAGGGGUUAUAUAUACGUAUAUAUAAAUAUAAAUAUGGGAGACGGAGUAUUUUUUGGGGGUGGGAGUGGUUGAUACACUGGGCUGCCAAUCUCCAUCCAAGAGCAUCAACCCAAAUUCCCCUGAGCGAAGAGAAGGAAGACCACAGAGAACCAGCAGUGUUGCCGUGUCUGUCAGUCACCUUUUGUUUGUCUUUAUUUUUGCCGUUGUCGUUUUUUUUUUUUUGGGGGGGGGGGGGGACGGUUCUGUUUUUGAGGAAUGGGUUUACAGUCCUUUCACAGAGUUCAUUUGGUUGAUAUUUUUUGUCAUUGUUCAGGACAGAGUGGCAGGUUUAAUGUCAUGGCGUUUUUCUUUGAGCAACGAUUUGAUAUCUUCUCGGGCAGACCGUUGAGUAGAACUUUGCCAACAAGGGCACACCAACGUUCAUCGUUCCACCUUCUCCAAGUGCGUUGAGUUGAAUGUGAACAUUGUUUGAGCUCAUAAUGUCAAUUAUCAGUCCAAGGAACUGCUUUAGGAAAGUGCUGACAGUACUGUGAAUAUCUUGCGCCAUAGACUCUUCAAAUGCAACCCUAGGUCCUGCGUCUUCCAUGGGCUUUCCAAUUUCAGGAUAACGCUGUUGACCAGGUGUUGUUUCCGAGAGCCUCCAGGAAAAAGAAUGAAGUUAUCAGUGUGGUCCUCAUUUGUUUCCCCCGUCGCUUUUCUCCUCAACUCACUAAACGCUCCCCAGGUUCUUCAGACUAACCUGGAUGAUUCUUAAUCAACCCCAAAAAUGAGUUUGUUUUUUUUUCUUUUUUCUUCUUUUUUCUUUUGGCCUUGGCAUUCUGUUUUGCCCUGUGCAUGGGGACAAUUCUGUCGGGUACAUGGCAUCCUGGCUCGGAUUCUACUAUCAGGAGCCACUAGUAAAGUGUGGAUUAUGGGAUUUUCCAGCAGGCUUGGCUUUAUGAUGUAAUAUGGCGAGGCUGGAGGCAUGCAACCCCUGGCAAGGCAUCGUGCUUUGUGCCACCAGGACAUGGCUGCUGCUCUCAAAGGCCUUCCUGACUCAUAGUGGUGUCCUCCUCUGUUCACCUUUCCACACCAUAUUGCCUGUUAGAAGCCCAGAAGAGGAUUUUUAUUUUUUCCUCUCAAAAUGUUAAAUUAAAUAUUUUAAGGUGGAGUCCAAACGCUGUGGGGUUUCGUUUUAAAUGGAUUUCAAUGUAUAAGUUUGAGGUGGGCGAAUGAUAUAAGAGUUGAGAUACUGUGGUUUGGCUGUGGCAAGUGCUGACGAGAGGUGUCUCACACCAGAACGAGCCAGAACCGGUGUGGCGCCCGAGGGCGGUGUUCUCGAGCUCUUACGUUCCAAACCGAGGGGGCGACAGUCUGAGGGCAAGUUGCUUGGUUUGUCCCCGAUGUUUAACGGUUGCUCCACGAAAUCGUAGCACUUCCCACCAAAAGCUACCAGCAGCGCCGUGUUUCCCGCGCUUGGUUUCUACUGAAAAUUUUAAAUAUCUUUAAUAUAUAUAUAUAUUUUUUGCCUUAGUGACGCGUUCUUGUGUUCUGUUUUUGCUUGUGAGGUGGCUGCAGAACACGGUAUUGUCGCUGUUGGGUCUUUUUAGUGACCAGGUCUCGGAGGUGAGGGGAGGAAAUUCAGUGCCAGAAAAUCUCCAUUCCAGAUAAAUAUAUAAAUAAAGUCACCGAAAAAACAAGUUUAUAUUGGCUUCCUACGUCCAUAGCUUCUGAGUGUUUCAUUUCGGAUUCCCGUUUUGUACGUCCAUCUUCCCCUCCCAACCACUGCUCUUUGUUUUGCGUCCCGUUUCCUAACACUUCUUACAGACCGUCUUACUUUUUAAAAAAAAAAAAAAAAAAAUUAAGUUAUUACGCUUUUUUCAUAUUUUCUAAAUGUAUUUUCAAUAACACGGCUCUUGUCUCCCAGCAGAGGAGCCAGCCUGUCAUCACCUUUCUGGAAACUAUAUUGUAUACUGUAACUCUGCCUUUUGACAGUCUUAAAUAUAUUUUUUCCCCUCUUCCGUAAAACUCGGCGGAGACCUGUAGGACAGAAGUGCGUAAAAUGAAAAUAUAAGUAAUAUUUUGCAUCAUGUAUCAUUCCAAUAAAGUUUUACUUGUUAAAAUUA
Scleropages formosus (Asian bonytongue) is the source of this 3820-nucleotide messenger RNA. RefSeq names its product protein kinase, cAMP-dependent, catalytic, alpha, genome duplicate a (gene prkacaa). The transcript has 10 exons. Gene Ontology annotation, molecular function: ATP binding; cAMP-dependent protein kinase activity; protein kinase A regulatory subunit binding. NCBI's taxonomy places the organism in Eukaryota, Metazoa, Chordata, Actinopteri, Osteoglossiformes, Osteoglossidae. Gene Ontology annotation, cellular component: cAMP-dependent protein kinase complex; nucleus; cytosol. The record is from RefSeq and is a predicted model, not a curated record. Gene Ontology annotation, biological process: protein phosphorylation. Bases 632 to 1687 code for a protein of 351 amino acids.